Molecule: messenger RNA, 2045 nt
Organism: Chondrus crispus (carragheen)
Lineage: Eukaryota; Rhodophyta; Florideophyceae; Gigartinales; Gigartinaceae
Exons: 3
Coding region: 786-1850 (354 amino acids)
Source: RefSeq, a predicted model, not a curated record
AUGCAGGCGAACGAGGGGAUCGGGGACGGGAAUGAGGAGGCGGCGACAAUAUGCUUGGAGGCCAUGGUGGGGGUGGGGGUAUACACAGAGGAUAUUCCGACGGCGACGAAUGAGUAUGGGUAUGAGGGGAGGUCGGGGGUGAGCGAGAAAGAGAUGACGAAGGAAGGGAAGAGCUUGGCGAUCAAAGUGGACGGUGAUAAGAUUCCGGAGAAGCGGAGCGCGUGCAAGUAUCGAGCAGUGCGGGAGAGGCCGUGCCCGGAGGCGAGCGUGAGCGUUUUUGUGCGGGAGAGGAGCUGGAUGAGGGCGAGAAGGUUGGUGGAUGAUGAGGGAAAAGGAUGCACGUAUGAGGGGUAUUUGGAGCUGGUGAAGAAGGAUAUGGGGUCUUUGGGGGGUGGACGGGGAGGGGGAGAGGCACGAAGGCCGAGGAGGCCAAAGAGACGCAAGGUGGGUGUACCAGUUGUGAUUGAGAUUAGUGACAGUGGAGGCGACUCCUCAUCGGAUGUGCCCGUGAUUGACUUGGAGUCGAACGUUAUCGAUCUAACGUGAGUCUCGGAGCGAGCUUGUACAGUUGACUGAGGCAGAGAUGUAGAUUACGGCAAGGUAGGUUUGUACGUUUGUACGUUCGUAAUGUCGCUGUACGUGGAGAGCGUCUAUAGAGCAAGAAGGGUUUGACGGAGUUGGCGCCAUUUUGCAAAGGCGCGCCUCAGGCGCCAUUCUGCGUGCGCCAGCAGUGCAUCCGCUGAGUGCCACCUCAUCCCGCGGCUUCCUGCCACCUUCCCCUUUGUAUGCCUGCCCCCUUCGCCUCCCCCCCGUCCCCACCCCCCCGCCACCAGCCACCCGCGCCCCCGUCAAUGGAUCCCUGGGAUCAACACUCCCCCCGCGCCUGCGCACCCCCGCCCGCCCUACUCGCGCACCACAGCGUGUGCCCGGCCACGGCCUCUCUGGCGUUGUCGUCCCCCCUGCCGCUAGCGCUGGGCUUGUAUCUGUCGCGGGGCGGCACGGACGUCGCGCGCCCGCUGCCGCUUUUCUACGUGCCGCCCUCUGCCGCCUGCGCCCUGGGCAUCCCCCCCGGGUGGUACGCUGCCGCGCCGCCGCGCGGCAGCCUCUCCGUGCGCGUCACACGCGUGCGUGAGCACAUCCCGGGCUGCAACCACAUGGUCGCGCGCGUCGCCGUGGACGGUACCGACGCCAACUGCCCCGAAGCCUUCCACGGCGAUGCCGCGGUGGGCGAGGAGCGCGUCGUGCACGGGUUUGUCGAGAGUUUUGCCGCGGAGGACGGGCGCAUGGACCGCGUGGUGCGGCGCUUCGAGCUUGGCGAGACGGUGGUGGGGGAGGGCCAGGGCCAGGGGGAUGUGGGGUGCGUCCGGUUGGAGGUUAGCGCCGGGAUAGCAGUGCGCGUGGAAAGGGGGAACUUGGAGGGCGGGUAUGUGUACGGGAAAGGAGGGAACGAGGUGAAGGAAAAGGCGAGGGAGAAGGAGGGGAAGAGUGUGUCCGUGGGGCGGGGGGAGAGCCUGCUUAUUGAAGGGUGGACGACGGAGUGGGAAAUGAACUGGGGGACGGUUAUCGGGUGUGUGUGUGUGAGAUUGAGAGAGGGGCGGUGGCUGAAGGGGAGGGGAGUGCUGGAUAUGGACGGGGUGCCGUACAGUGGGUAUGUGGGGGGGAGGGGUGGGGAUGAGGCGGACCGGUGGCGAAAGUGGGUUUUGGCGGGAGCCGGGAGGUGGGAGAGGGCAGGGACGGCAAGCCUAGGGUGGACAGCGAAGAAGGAGGACAAGGAGGAAGCGAGGAAAUCCGUGGUUAAGAAGUGCACGGCUAUCGUGCACCUGGAUCCAGAGGUGAUCGACUUGACAUGACGCGGAUCGCCUGGGCUGGUUGAACAACGACUGCUGGCGGCGCCAUUGCACAGGGGCGAAGAUUGUUCGCACGGAAGGCGGCCUCGAAAAAACUGCAGCGGAGGUGAGUGGGUGUUCUCGCUAGAUAUGGUUGUUGAAAAAGCGAUUGAGCUCUUGGUGGACCUGAGAUCAAAAGUGUAAAAAUCGAAUAGACGU